This is a messenger RNA of Poecilia latipinna (sailfin molly), 1337 nucleotides long. RefSeq names its product protein lifeguard 1-like. The record is from RefSeq and is a predicted model, not a curated record. Gene Ontology annotation, cellular component: membrane. The transcript is spliced from 12 exons. NCBI's taxonomy places the organism in Eukaryota, Metazoa, Chordata, Actinopteri, Cyprinodontiformes, Poeciliidae. Bases 272 to 1186 code for a protein of 304 amino acids.
CACUAAUGAGCCAUUUUGCUCAGCACUCAGUGGCCAGAUGUCCUCGGGGUGGUGGACUGUUCAUGAAUCAAAUGGGAAGCUGUUGAGAAAAGAAAACCCCGAGGAACUAUCAGUCACAGCUUAUGACUAUCAAACUGCAGGAGCUAAAGUCCUGUCUCUGUGGGAACCAGCUGAUAUCAGGUAGACUUUGCCCUAAAGAGGUACAACUACUUCCUGGCUUUCACAGCGGAGUUUUGUUGAUGAACUAAGUCGAGUUAUUGAAAUUAGUGAAAUGGAGCAGACAAAUAGCAGCACCAAUGAAGGACACGAACUUCGCCCUCCUCCCUACAGCCCUUCGAACUAUGAACAAAACUUCUACACAGGAACGGCAUACCAGUUUGGCAAGGGGAACAUUGCAGUCAUCUCUCCUCCUGAGUCCUACAAUAACACGAUCCAUCCGGACGACCCACCUGCAUUUGGAGGUGACCAAAUGCAUAUAGAGGCUCCGCCUCCAUACAGCAGCGAAUCAGAGGAGAAUGGUUUCAGUGUCGCCGCGAUACGGCGAGGUUUUAUACGGAAAGUCUACCUGACCUUGAUGAUUCAGCUGCUGCCUACUGUUGGGAUCAUCUGCGCCUUUCUUUACUGGGACACACUGAAGACUUGGGUUCGUGAGAACUACUGGUUCUCCUACACCAUGAUGUCAGGGGUGCUGGUCCUUAUUCUGGUUUUGUCCUGCUGCGGUAACAUCCGUCGCCAAGUGCCCCUCAAUUUCAUAGCUCUGGGCUUGUUUACUGUCGCAGAGGGCCUGAUGCUUGGAUCUGUGGCAGCGUACUUCGAAGCCGAGGCAGUUAUGUGGGCUGUGGGCGCGACGGCUCUUGUUUCCUUUGGCAUGAGUCUAUUUGCCAUGCAGUCAAAGUGGGACUUUACCGCUGGAUCCGGAUGCUUGUGGAUGUUUGCCUGGUCCUUAUUUUCCUUCUUACUGAUGUGUGCCAUCAUCCGCUCACAGUUUCUCUACAUCUUUUACGCCUACCUGGGAACUGUGCUGUUUUCUUUGUACUUGGUGCUUGACACUCAGCUAAUUCUCGGCGGGAAACACAGGAAGUAUGAAAUCUCUCCCGAGGAGUACGUGUUUGCUGCUCUCAACCUCUAUCUGGACAUCGUUACCUUGUUCUUCUUCCUGCUGCAAAUCCUUAACUUCUGCCGCUGAAUUUAUUUUCUUCUUACACAUAAAAUCAUUUUAUAUAUCUCAUAUUACAUGACGAAAGGUAGACAUGUCGCAUUUAAAUUCAUACAUCUGCUUUACAUACAUCUUUAUUGACGCUUGGAAUACUUGUUGAUAUCCUAGUUAGUUUAUAAAU